This is a messenger RNA of Leptinotarsa decemlineata (Colorado potato beetle), 1768 nucleotides long. RefSeq names its product Vacuolar protein sorting 4 (gene Vps4). The record is from RefSeq and is a predicted model, not a curated record. Gene Ontology annotation, molecular function: ATP hydrolysis activity; ATP binding. Lineage: Eukaryota; Metazoa; Arthropoda; Insecta; Coleoptera; Chrysomelidae. Gene Ontology annotation, biological process: vacuole organization; endosomal transport.
AGUGACAGUAAUGACACAUAAGUCAGACCUCCUAAUGCUCAAAAAUGUCAUCUUUUUCUUCAAGGUGUGAUUACUGAUGUGAAUUUGAGAUAAUUACCGAAAAUAAUACGUGCUCUCAUCAUUUAUCAUCAGAAAAUUACAAAUCUAAUUUCAUUUUCCCGAAUUUCCGGCGGUUUCAAGCGAAUCUGCACUACAAACAAUGGCUGCAGGAACUACUUUGCAGAAAGCAAUUGAACUUGUAACAAAAGCAACAGAGGAAGACCGCAAAAAAAACUACGAGGAAGCUCUACGUCUCUAUGAACACGGAGUUGAAUAUUUCCUACAUGCCAUAAAAUAUGAGGCCCAAGGUGAAAAAGCGAAGGAAAGUAUACGGGCCAAAUGUGUGACGUAUCUUGAGAGAGCAGAGCAAUUGAAAGAAACCGUACGGAAGGGAAAGAAAAAGCCCGUUUUAGAUGGAGGAUCUUCCAAAGAUGACAAAAAGAGUGAUAGCGAUGAAGACGAGGAUGAUCCCGACAAGAAGAAGCUUCAGAAUAAACUAGAAGGAGCUAUAGUGGUGGAAAAGCCUCACGUGAAAUGGAGCGACGUUGCAGGACUGGAUGCCGCUAAAGAAGCUUUGAAGGAAGCCGUGAUCCUACCGAUUCGUUUCCCUCAUCUCUUCAGUGGAAAACGAGUCCCUUGGAAGGGAAUUUUACUUUUUGGACCCCCUGGUACUGGUAAAUCAUUCCUGGCGAAAGCGGUGGCUACGGAGGCUAACAAUUCCACUUUCUUCUCCGUCUCGUCUAGUGACCUGGUAUCGAAAUGGUUGGGGGAAUCUGAGAAGCUGGUGAAGAAUCUUUUCGAGCUGGCUCGGCAGCACAAACCCAGCAUUAUUUUCAUUGAUGAAAUCGAUUCCCUCUGUUCUUCCCGUUCGGAUAAUGAAUCGGAGUCAGCGAGACGAAUAAAAACCGAGUUUUUGGUGCAAAUGCAAGGUGUGGGCCACGAUACUGAAGGCAUUCUCGUUUUGGGUGCCACCAAUAUUCCAUGGGUGUUGGACGCCGCAAUUCGUAGGAGAUUCGAAAAGAGGAUUUACAUACCACUGCCCGAGGAACCUGCGAGAGCUGUUAUGUUCAAAUUGCAUUUAGGAAAUACGCACACGGAACUGACCGAGAGUGACAUUAAGGAGCUUGCCAAGAAAACAGACGGAUACUCUGGGGCAGAUAUUAGUAUCGUGGUUCGAGACGCUCUCAUGCAACCCGUUCGGAAAGUUCAGACCGCCACACAUUUCAAGUAUAUUCGUGGGCCCAGUCCCAAGGACCCCGACACUAUAGUUGACGACCUGUUGAUUCCCUGCUCGCCGGGAGAUUUUGGUGCUAUGGAGAUGUCUUGGAUGGAUAUACCUAGCGAGAAAUUGGCAGAGCCCCCCGUUACUCUGAAUGAUAUGUUGAGAUCCCUAGCCACCUCCAAACCGACAGUCAACGACGAAGAUCUCACGAAACUGAAGAAGUUCAUGGAAGAUUUCGGUCAGGAAGGAUAGGUUAGGUAGUUUUUAUGUAAAAUUGUCUUCAAUUGCAAGUUAUAUCUAGAAAUUGUCACUCACAAGCAUCGUUAUGAAAUUCCCGCUGCAGAACUAUUCCUAUUCGGCAAAGUUUCGGACGUUAUUGUUGCUUUACAACUUUUUUUUUUAUAAAUGAAAUUUGUUUUAUUCUAUACGAUAUGAAGAGCCUUAUUUUGAAUUAAGAUAACAUAGUUUAUAUUUGUAUUCUUAUUGAAAUAAAAUAGAUGAGCCAAA